This is a messenger RNA of Protopolystoma xenopodis, 351 nucleotides long. The record is from the annotation of a GenBank genome assembly. NCBI's taxonomy places the organism in Eukaryota, Metazoa, Platyhelminthes, Monogenea, Polystomatidea, Polystomatidae.
AUGGUUAUACCCACCUUGCCCAGCCAAACAAUUCCCGGCGCACAGACGUUCGUGAUCAACUCCAACAGUGAAGGCCAAUUCACCAUAAGGCUUGGUCGCAAGGGAACGACAACCGCACUUCUGACUGAACAACUAGUCCACUUUGGAGUUUUAUUAUCCCACUUGUAUGCAACUCAAGUCCUUAUUCCUGAAUUGCUGAGUCGCAAUUCGCUUUUUAUCGUCCGACUUUAUCUCUUCUUUCAAAAUAUUGCCAAUCCUAUUCUUCAAAUCAUGAAGCAUCUGCUUCCUCUUACACUCGCGAACAUUGUUACCGAGGCGCAUUGGGCUGAGAAUGAAUUUACCGGCGACUAA